UGGUGCUCAGUAAGUAGCAGUGACAACACAUAAUAGUGUUCAGCUGCCUACCUAACCGAAUAUUUACUGCACAGUCAGUGUGUUACCUCAUGCUUUUUAACAAUGGCUAAAGACUGUGGCUCACGCUUAUCAGUAAGCGGACUUUAAACUGACAUUUUCAUAAAGGAGGUUUGGCGUUGUAGCCAUAAAAGACAACGGUAUGUACCAGGCCGACGCUACACGGGGAAUGAUUGGUAGCCGUGUGCCCGGUACUGCAGGUGAGCAGAGCGUGAGUCGACUGCCAGCAGAUAUCAUGGGUUUGCACUCAGCCCAGAAGAAGCACUUUCCCCUGCGGGGGAUCGACGGCGUGGUUCAGCUGUUUGACGCCGAGCUCCACAAGUCUGAGCCAGAUCUGGCCCUUCUCUCCCUGGUCCUGGGUUUUGUUGAGCACUUCCUAGCUGUGAACAGGGUCAUCCCCAUGAACGUUCCAGGGGUCCGCUUUGAACCACUGGAGCCAGACUGUCCCAACUCCUGCUUCCCCACGGUGGAGCUGGGUAUGAUUUCUGCACUGUACGAGCGCUUCACAGCACAGAUUCGCGGCGCGGUGGACCUGUCCCAGUACCGUAGGACUGCUGCAGGCUCCAGCAGGGAGCUGGUGAAGAAGGUGUCAGACGUGAUCUGGAACAGUCUGAGCCGCUCUUACUUCAAGGACCGGGCCCACAUCCAGUCCCUCUUCAGUCUCAUCACUGGAACCAAACUGGACAGCUCAGGUGUUGCAUUUGCUGUGGUGGCAGCUUGCCAGGUUCUUGGUCUGAAGGACGUCCACCUGGCGCUAUCUGAGGACCACGCCUGGGUGAUUUUCAGCAAAAACGGUGAAGAGACGGCUGAGGUCACCUGGCAUGGAAAGGGUAACGAGGACCGACGAGGCCAAACAGUCACAGCAGGAGUCAGUGAGAAGAGCUGGCUGUACCUGAAGGGCUCCUACAUGAAAUGUGACAGAAACAUGGAGGUGGCCUUCAUGGUUUGCGCCAUCAACCCGUCACUGGACCUGCACACCGAUAGCUCCGAGCUCCUGCAGCUGCAACAGAAACUCCUUUGGCUGCUGUAUGAUCGAGGCGACCUGGACAGGUAUCCUAUGGCCAUGGGCACUCUAGCAGACCUUGAAGAUCAGGAUCCAAUCCCAGGCAAGGAGAGCCCCCUGCAAAUCCACCUCAAGGCUGUGAGUUCUGCUCAGAAGUACUACAACAACGAGCACAUCUACCCCUACAUGUAUCUGGCUGGUUUCCAUUACAGACACAGGGAUGUGCGAGAGGCUCUCAAGGCCUGGGCGGAGGCAGCGCAGGUCAUGCAAGAUUAUAACUAUUUCCGAGAGGACGAGGAGAUCUACAAGGAGUUCUUUGACAUUGCAAACGAUGUGAUCCCCACUCUGCUGAAGGAGACAGCUGCUGCUGCAGAGAGUGCUGCCGAGGGAAUGGAGGGAGGAGAGGGAGCUGACAAGGAGCAGCCCAAGCAGACAGCGGCCCUCUCAGCACUUCAGGACCCAGAAUGCUUUGCCCACCUGCUGUGUUUCUAUGAUGGCAUCUGCAAAUGGGAGGAGGGCAGUCCCACGCCAGUCCUUCAUGUGGGCUGGGCCACCUACCUGGUCCAGUCUCUGAGCCGCUUUGAUGCUCAGGUGCGUCAGAAGGUGACGAUCAUCACCAAAGAGCCAGAGUCCCAGGAUGAUGACGACCUGUCCAGCGAGGACCCCAGGGAGGGCCGCAGACGGGGCCCCAGGAGAGAGUCCAAGCUGGAUGAGCAGAGCUCUCCUCCUGCUGUUGCUCCCACCUCCCCCUCCUCCCAGCCUGCUGCUCCUGCUGCAGCCCAGCCCAAGAAGGUGGGAGAGGGCCGCCGACGCUCCUCGCAGGGCUUGCGGAGCACAGACGCAGAAGGAAAACCCAAGUCCCCCAGCCCAGACUCUUCCCCCUCAUCUCAGCAGCAGGCGUCCCCCUCCCCAGCCGGCCCUGUGGUUGUCUUCCAGAGCGAAAAGAUGAAGGGCAUGAAGGAGCUGCUGUGUGCAGCCAAGGUGAACUCCAGCGCCAUCAAGCUGCAGCUCACCGCUCAGUCGCAGGUCCAGAUGAAGAGGCAGAAGAGCACACCGGCCGGGGACUACUCCAUGUCCUUCAUGAAACGCCAGCGGAAGUCCCUCUAGACCUGCUGAUUGUUGGAGGAGUGAGGACUCUGUAGGACAUACUGUGAACAGCAGCACGACCCCCGGUCACCUCACUUUUGUUUGUGAAACUUUUUACCAGUGUUUUCAUCCAGAGGUCCAGUUCAGUCAAACUUCUCAUCGCUCCCAGCAAUAUAUCUGACCUGCACACUUGAGUUUAGGGAUAGUUCAGAUUUUUGUGUGAAAGUGUGAUUGUAUGAGGUUCUUAUUCAUAGACAGUAGGCGGGUUUCCAUUAUACCUCAAACUGAAAUUGUGAAUUUAAAAUAAGCCUGAUGGAAACACGUCCGUUUCGAAGAAACUCACAUUUAUUGCAGAAAAAGUUUUCAUGCCCACAUGAGGUGGUAUUUCAGGCGAUUUGACAACGCCAUAUUUUGCAGAAUUGCAAUGGAAACACUUCUUUGUCUUUUCUAGGUCACAUGAUGCUAUGGCUAUGUGCUUGUCAGUAGGAACUGGCUCCCUCAUGAUGCAGCAGGAGCUACAAGCAGAACUCUUCAAAAACUGAGCAGAUUAUCUGGAAGUUUUGAUUCCACGAUUCCUCUGUUAAAUCGUGGACUCUCACCUCCCAGAAAUCCCUCAUACGUGUCCGCUCCCACGUAUAAGGGGCUCGCCUUUC
Messenger RNA from Plectropomus leopardus (leopard coralgrouper), 2799 nucleotides. It is a transcript of the gene men1, whose product is annotated as multiple endocrine neoplasia I. Gene Ontology annotation, molecular function: transcription cis-regulatory region binding; chromatin binding; Y-form DNA binding. Lineage: Eukaryota; Metazoa; Chordata; Actinopteri; Perciformes; Serranidae. Gene Ontology annotation, cellular component: chromatin; histone methyltransferase complex; nucleus. Gene Ontology annotation, biological process: negative regulation of cell population proliferation; regulation of transcription by RNA polymerase II; negative regulation of cell cycle. The record is from RefSeq and is a predicted model, not a curated record.